CCUGCGAUCGUCUCUUUCUUCUGGUGGUUGGUCCUCAAAAGUAAAAGAAGAGCUGAAGGGUUCAACUUCUAGUGCUUGCUUGCCUGUCAUAUAAGUUCAGAUGAUGCAACAUGGCAACUCCCAGCAUUCGCAAUGGGACAAAAUAUCCACUGUGAUGCAUGGGUCGGUCCGCCCCAACAAUGACUGAGGUGCAUGGAACCUGGUGGACUGAGGAAACUCGUGGACCAUUAAUGUCUCCUCGAGCAAGCUGUCGCCUCCUUCCUCUCGACAGCUAGCUGUUCUCGGAGCACAUGGGGCGUGACUUCUUCUGGAUGCGGCACGGGCGCCUCCGAAGCACAGAUCACCGAAAGCAGGGGAGCACUUGAAACAAAAUAAAUUGCUCGUGAUGCUUGUGUUGUUGUUCGUAUUGUACAGUUUCUACAGUAAACUCGUUCAUAUUCCUCAAGAACAAAAGCUUCUCUUCCUGCGUCGAAGAAGACCUGAGGAUCAAAUUGAUUUGGAUGGCAUUUGUCCUCUCUGAAAACAAAUGCUAUUUUGUAGCACACCAAUCGAGGAAAGGGUUUCUUUUGUGGAGGAUUAAAGAUCCACAUUCUUCUCCCAAUUGCAGGAGGCAGAAAACAGAGUUGAGACAGCUUGCUUUACGAUUAAAUUACCAUCUUUUUCUUGUCACCAACGAAUCCGGCCAACAUUUUAGUAGAUCAGUCAUGGAAUUCAAUUUUUUUAUGCGUGGCUUACGUUUCGAGGUAAGCCAUCGAACACCUGCCGAGCCAGAGCUCGGACAGGUGACCUGACAGUAACUGGGGAGGGAUUUGUGGUGCAAGCGAAGACGUGAUGCCCACAUGUCAUUAGAAGACAACGACGACGGCCGCUGAUGCGUUGCUGCUGUUGGUUAUUAAUUGGCAAUCAAUCAUGGAGUCCUCCCCAUUCCAUGGAGAUUUAGACCGUCCUCCUGCUCCUCCCCCCUGUGCGGUCGAAACCCCGAGAGGAGAACCGUCGCCAACUUCUCAGAUCUGGUCUUCUUCCCUUGCCAUGAAGGCCUCCCCCGCGGUCUCCGUCUUCGGCGCCAAGGCGUCGGACUCGUCCACCCGCAGGUGGAUCUCCCCGCUCCUCUUCCUCAUGGUCAUCGCCCUCUCCUUCACCUUGCUCUACCGCACUACCACGCCGGCCGUCCUUUUUCCCCCGGCGUCCCUCCGCGUGGAGCUCGGCCCCCCAGUUGCCGUGCAGCGGCCGGUCGACUCCGCCGUCGCUUCCGACCCGUUGCCAAGCUCCUCUCCUCGUCCUGUGCAGAAUGGACCGGAAAGCCAAGAUGUCCGGCUGGAGAGGGUUCUGAGAGCAGCGGCCACCAGAGACAACACGGUAAUAUUGACCUCCUUGAAUGCAUUCUGGUCUACGCCCGGUUCAGUGCUGGAUCUCUUCCUCGAGAGUUUCCGCGUCGGCAACGGGACGAGCGAGCUCCUCAACCACCUGGUGAUCGUCGCCGUGGACGACAAGGCAUACGAGCGAUGCCUCGCCGUACACGACCACUGCUUCGACCUCAAGACCGAGGGGGUGGAUUUCUCCGGCGAGAAGGUCUUCAACACUCCGGAAUACUUGGACAUGAUGUGGGCGAGGCUGGAUUUUCUGCGCGUGGUUCUCGAGAAAGGUUACAACUUCAUCUUCUCGGAUGUGGACAUAAUGUGGUUCCGGAAUCCAUUGCCCUUCUUCUACCCAGAUGGAGAUUUCCAGAUAUCCUGUGACAACUUCUUGGGUGAUCCUACUGAUUUAAAGAACUGGCCGAACAAUGGAUUCAACUAUGUGAAGUCUAACAACCGAAGCAUCGAAUUCUACAAAUACUGGUACUCAUCGCGUGCCAGAUAUCCUGGAGUCCAUGAGCAGAAUGUGCUUAACAUCAUCAAGUAUCACCAACAUGUUAGGGAGAUAGGUGUGAGAAUAAGAUUCCUGAACACCAAGCAUUUUGGUGGGUUUUGUGAGCCAAGCAGGGAUCUCAACAAGGUCUGCACAAUGCAUGCAAACUGUUGUAUCGGCCUGCAAAGAAAGAUCAGUGACCUAAGAGCUAUGCUUGAUGACUGGAAGAAAUUUAUGUCUCUGCCACCUGACAUAAAGAUAUUGAGCCAUUACUCAUGGAGUGUACCUCAAAGUUGCAGGUUACCACCAGGCCUUGGCAGAGACAAGGAAAAGAAUCAUCACCUCUAAAAUUCUUGGUACUGUUCAUUUCCCUGUUCUUUUGAUACAUAAAUACCCCAGCAGUGCGAACUUUUGGAAUCAUAAGACUGUCAGGAAAGCAGCAGGUUAGGCUUGAAAGAAAUUGAAAGAGUCGAUAGGAACUUAGAUAUGCUUAAGAUACAUCAUUCUUCGCAUGUCGUUGCUCUGAGUCUUGCGCUGUAGUGUUGCUGUUUAUUUGCAGAAACAUACAAAUUUUUUUAUGUCAGAUGACAGGAUUUCUCGUUGUUAAUAAGAUUGAGUUUACUAUUCUUUUCUAAA
Musa acuminata subsp. malaccensis (wild Malaysian banana) is the source of this 2481-nucleotide messenger RNA. RefSeq lists its product as uncharacterized. NCBI's taxonomy places the organism in Eukaryota, Viridiplantae, Streptophyta, Magnoliopsida, Zingiberales, Musaceae. The record is from RefSeq and is a predicted model, not a curated record.